Lachancea thermotolerans CBS 6340 is the source of this 2514-nucleotide messenger RNA. RefSeq names its product serine/threonine/tyrosine protein kinase MPS1 (gene MPS1). Gene Ontology annotation, molecular function: protein serine/threonine/tyrosine kinase activity; protein serine/threonine kinase activity; ATP binding. The record is from RefSeq and is a predicted model, not a curated record. Gene Ontology annotation, cellular component: kinetochore; spindle; nucleus. The coding region runs from base 1 to 2514 and encodes 837 amino acids. Gene Ontology annotation, biological process: protein localization to kinetochore; peptidyl-serine phosphorylation; mitotic spindle assembly checkpoint signaling. The transcript has a single exon. Lineage: Eukaryota; Fungi; Ascomycota; Saccharomycetes; Saccharomycetales; Saccharomycetaceae.
AUGUCCAGCUAUACUGUGAGAUCUUCCGUUCCUGGUGCACCGAGCAACAGGAGGCUGGAGUUCCCGGCGCGAAGGACAUCUGUACAGAGCCUGGCUCGGGACGAUUCGGACGACGAGAACAUGCUGGGUCCGCCUAAACUGAGCAACUUCGGUUCAGCCCUUCUUUCUGACAAAGAAAACGUCGAGCCGUACCCAUACUCUCGGAAUCAAAGCGUCUCAAACGCAAAAAGGUACAGCCAACCGCCUCGGGCUGCAGCGCGGCCUGAAACUUUCGGCGCGGUUAGAGAGUUCUCUUCUAGCAACACCAACAAUAGCGUUGCAGGCCCGUACUCAACUUUCCAUUCUGAGGAGCACUCUGACUCUACCAUGUUUGCCACUUCAAAACACAACCAGCAAAGCAUGACAACGUUCAAUCCCGAAACGCCGUCAGAACAAGGCAAACCCGAGGACAUGUACCUAGAAAAAAGCCGGUCAAGAGUCAAGAGCAUGCAGCAGACACUGAGAGAUGAGCUUUCCUUAAGGAGCUCGAAACGCCGAAAUAGAAGGUUUGUCUCUUCUAGGUUCAACCUGCUUGGUCCCGCAAAAAGAGCGUCCUCUAAUACAGGCACCCCCAAUCAUAGCGAACUUGCUGACGAAUCCAACGUGUCCCAGCAGGAGGCUAAUUUUUCCCACUCAUCGAGCGCCGGCGCUACUGCUCACCAAAACGAGUAUAACGUGUUUUAUGAAUCGCAAAAUUCCAGCUCCCCACAGAAAGACAGCGCGGCUCCUACUGACCACACAAGCAUUAAUUAUGAUAAUAUUGAAUUCGGGGACUUGAAUCCAUAUCAAUAUCUCAAAAAGCACAAUAUUCCAACUACCGAGCUGCCGAACAUCUCGAGGCUUUAUUUUGAACGGCAGAAGGGCGAAAACAGGAAAACAGCUCUUCGCAAAAACAUCGCCGCUAAAGACGCCUUUCAAACAAGAUUGACGUCUGCUUCACUUUCAAACUCGCCCCUUCUGAAACACGUUGACCUCAUCAAACGUGAGCAAUCUAUACCGAAGCGGCAACCUCGAAGAAAAAUUAGUGACCAUGCCACAAAUAACGACUCCAAAGCGUGGUCUUCACCCGUCUCUAGCUCGAAAGGUCUGAAGACAGCUCCUAGUCGGGAUGGAACAAGUCCAAGGGCAAGUGAAAUGUAUGAAAAUAUAGAGAGACCCGAGCGCGAUACAUUUGGAUCUAUCAGAAGGCGAGAAGCCCUUUCUAACAUCAACAUCAACAGCAAUUACCACCAACUUCAAAAUAAAAGAACAAAGUACUCGACUGAGAACUUAGAAGAAGCAAGAGGGAUUCACAGGCCUCCAUUCGAACAUUCAGUCCAAGAAGAGCGGUUUGCGAAUCAUGGUUUCAAGCAUCGCAGCCCGCCUGCUGUUCCCGAAAGGAAGCACGUUGAGAUUGUUGAGCCCUUGAAAACGACAGAAAGUAUUCCUCUCAAGCCACCUGCUACAAGUGGUGACAGUUACAACAGAAGAAAACCAACGAUUUAUGUCAACGGUACAGAGUACGAAAAGCUGGAGCUUUUGGGAAGGGGUGGAUCAUCAAAAGUCUACAAGGUCAAAAAUGUUGCAAACAAUAAAGUCUAUGCACUUAAAAGGGUGUCAUUUGAUGAGUUUGAUGACAGCAGCAUCGAGGGGUUUAAAGGUGAAAUUGAGCUACUGAAAAAGUUGGAAACAAAACCGCGAGUAGUGAAGCUCAUCGAUCAUGAGAUGGAUCACGGAGUUUUGUAUGAAGUCAUGGAAUGUGGAGACCACGACCUGUCGCACACUUUAGCCUUAAGGUCGGGAAUGGGUCUGGACGUCGAAUUUGUGAGAUUUCACUCUCAAGAGAUGCUAAAAUGCGUUAAGGUGGUGCACGACUCAGGAAUAGUGCACUCCGAUCUGAAACCCGCAAAUUUCGUCUUUGUGAAGGGGAUCUUGAAAAUCAUCGACUUUGGGAUCGCAAACGCAGUACCAGAACACACAGUGAAUAUUUACAGAGAAACCCAAAUCGGAACGCCGAACUACAUGGCGCCUGAAGCUCUUGUUGCUAUGAAUUACACCCAGGGUCAGCCGGCUGAACAGAAUAGAUGGAAAGUCGGUAAGCCUUCGGACAUUUGGUCUUGCGGGUGUAUAAUAUAUCAGAUGAUAUAUGGUAGGCCACCCUACGGUGGAUUCCAAGGCCAAAAUAGGUUACUCGCAAUCAUGAAUCCGGAGGUUAAAAUUGUUUAUCCCGAGAAAACUUCGAACGGGGACGUGGUUCCAAAAACUGCGAUUGAUACAAUGAAAGCCUGUUUAGAAAGGAAUCCUGAAAAGCGCUGGUCCGUUGAUGAAGUUUUGAAUGGCCCAUUUGUUAAGCCUAUUGCGGUGACACACUUUUUCAUACGGGACCUGAUCAAAAACUCCGUGAAGUACGGUGCUAACCAGAGAGAGAUUUCCAACGAGAAAAUCGAGGAGUUGGCUGAAGAUGUUUGGCAUAGAUUAGCAGAUUUUAGGCUGUGA